AAAAACAACAAAACAAAUAAAAUAAAAUCAUCUACACGGGGGGCAAAUGUAUAGGCCGAUCUAUCCACAUGGCCCUGCGUGCGGUGGGCGGGUGCUAUGCUUCCCCGCGGCCACUACAGUCUCGCACAUUUCUCUCUCAUGCAGGUCCUCUUCCUCUCAUCUCGUACGUGUCGUCACUUAUUUACCCACAGUCGUGCCCGCGGCUGGCUGGAUGAUGCGUGGCUGAAUGGGAUUGUACGUCGUGCAGAGCCACACCGCUCGUGCUCUGCACAUACAUCCUACAUACUGUGCCAUCAUACAUACAUACAUACUGUAUACAUCAAUCAUCGAAGCCCCGAAGGCUCUCACAAACGGAUCAGAUAACCUGCUUUGCCGUUAGUAGCGGCCGCGGAAGCUGGGUCUCCCAAUCGGCCAUGAUGGAGUCAUCAACGCCAAUUCCGGGGCAAUCAGUCUGAUCUGCCCCAGUACGUGAGUCAUGUUUCUAUCAAAUUUCAACUUUCACAAACAUCAU
Molecule: messenger RNA, 511 nt
Organism: Amorphotheca resinae ATCC 22711
Lineage: Eukaryota; Fungi; Ascomycota; Leotiomycetes; Helotiales; Amorphothecaceae
Exons: 1
Coding region: 97-363 (88 amino acids)
Source: RefSeq, a predicted model, not a curated record